AUGUCCUUUACCUACAAGUCAAUUAUCCUUGCCGCACGUCCGAAGGACCAUAUUGUCCCUGGUGAGACCUUCUCAGUGGUGGAAAACGUGGCGCCCUCAAUAAAGGACCUCAAAGAUGGGCAGGUUCUCUUUCAACCUCACUAUCUCAGUAUUGAUCCAGCAAUGCGUACCUGGCUCAAAGACGCUCGAUCUUAUAUUGAACCUGUCAAGGUCGGCGAGGUCAUGCGCGGCCUGGCAAUUGGAGUGGUCAAAGCAAGUAGAGACGCCAGAUUUCCUGUCGGUACUUACGCCUCAGGCAUGACAGGUUGGACCGAGUUGAAGGUCUGCAGCGUUGAUGACCUAGAGAGAUACGAGAUGCCGCCAGCAACAAAGUUGACCGACGGACUGGGUGUUCUAGGCGUCACCGGCUUAACAGCGUACUUUGGUCUUAUCAAAAUUGGAAAUGUGAAGCCAGGGGAUUUUGUUGUCGUUUCCGGUGCUGCAGGAGCUACAGGUAGUGUGGUUGGCCAGAUUGCCAAGCUGAAGGGUGCUACCGUCCUUGGAAUCGCAGGUAGUGAUGAGAAAUGCCGGUGGUUGAAAGACGACCUAGGAUAUGACGAGGCUCUGAACUACAAGGAUAUCAAUUUUCACUCCAAAUUCAGACUGGCAACGCGUAAUCUCAUAGAUAUAUACUUCGACAAUGUUGCGGGCGAAGUACUUGAUAUGGCCCUCGCAAGGGCAAAGCCUCAUGCCCGGUUUGUCAUGUGUGGUGGUAUCAGCCAACACAACUCUUCGAAUAUACGAGGACUCAAGAACUAUCUGGUGAUUGUCUCUAUGCGCAUCCGCAUGGAAGGGUUCAUCGUGGUAGACUUCAAAGAUGAAUAUCCGGAAGCUAUCAAGGACCUCACUCAAUGGCUACGCAAAGGCAAUAUCAAGCGCAAGGAAACAAUUAUCAAGGGUGGCUUGGAACGGGCGGAGAAGGCAUUGAUUGGAAUGUAUAAAGGAGAGAACACUGUCCCCUGGCAUCUACCAGUCUGGACUUGGCUGUUCGAUUCUGACUAUAGCGCCCUGAAAGGCCACGAUCCUGAUGGCACCCAAGGAUUUACUAAUGUCGCGACAAAAGAACACAUCAAUUUUGCUGAUCUCAAAGAUUAUUCCACCUACAUUUCCACCGCUCUAGUCAAAGUGUACGGCCUCCAAGAAGGACAGAAUGUCGCUCUCUUCAGCCCAAAUAGCGUCUGGUAUCCUGUUGCUAUGUUCUCCGUGCUGCGAGUGGGAGCUGUCGUCUCUGGCGCAUCGCCAGCAUACAACAUUGAAGAGAUGAUUUACGCUCUCAAGACUGCGGACGCAAAGUAUCUAUUCACUGUUCCAGAGAGUAUCCCAAUCGCUGAAGCUGCGGCUGCCGAGGUUGGGAUCCCACAACGACAUAUAUUCCUACUCGAAGGCAAAGUCGAGGGCCACGCCACCGUGGGAGAGUUGCUGGAGAUCGGAAAGUCUUACAAGCCUACCGGACAAGUCGAGCAGUUUCGGCUACCUUUGGGAAAGAAGAACAACGAUGUUUGCGGGUAUCUCUCUUUCAGCAGCGGCACAACUGGCCUACCAAAAGCUGUUAUGAUCGCACACUCAAACAUGAUCGCACAGUGUCUCCAACUUCAACAAAUCUCUUUCAAUAGAGCCAUCGUCGCCGCACUGCCACUAUUUCAUAUUACUGGCCUUGUCUACCAAAUGCAUUUACCGGUGCUUCUGAAUGCAAGAGUCUACAUGCUUCCAAAAUUCACAAUGGAUCUAUUACUUCAAACUGUACAAGACUAUCGCCUAUCGGAGAUUAUGCUGGUUCCACCUAUCUUGAUUCGCUUAGUCCGCGAUGAAAGUCUCCGAAAGAAGUACGACCUGAGUUCGAUAGAGACCAUCGCCUGCGGUGCGGCUCCCUUGUCAGCAGAAAUUAUCGAAAUGGUUCGACAAAGAUUUCCCGGAGUAGGCAUCAAGCAGGGAUAUGGAAUGACAGAGUCUUGCGCAUGUGUCACAGCCCAUCCACCAAAUAAAGGUGACCUAAAAUAUGCCCCUUAUGUUGGAACCAUCGUUGCAUCGACGGAACUCAAAAUUAUUGACCCGGACACCGGUAAAGAGUGUGGUUUCGAUCAGCCAGGCGAGAUCUGGGCGCGUGGUCCGCAAGUGGUAAUGGGGUACCUCAAUAAUCCGAAGGCGACGAAAGAGACCUUUGACGCAGAUGGGUUCCUUCAUACCGGUGAUAUCGGAUCGAUAAACAGUGAAGGGUUAUUGUCGAUCAGCGACAGAUUGAAGGAGAUGAUCAAGGUGAAAGGAAUUGGCGUGGCACCUGCCGAACUGGAGGAUCUCAUACACAGUCAUCCAGACGUUGCAGACGUUGCAGUUGUUGGGAUCCCAGAUGACUAUUCUGGCGAACGUCCAAAGGCUUAUGUCGUGCUGAAACCCUCAAAGCGAGAGGCGCCAAUCUUAGCAAGGGAGCUUAUUACGUUCAUCCAGGAGAGAAAGGUAAGACACAAGUGGCUUGCAGAGGUCGAGGUCAUCGAGGAAAUCCCGAGAAGUCCAGCAGGAAAAAUUCUCCGCCGAGCACUCAGAGAAGGGAGGAAUGCAACGACGAGGAGGGUUGUGGUUGUGCAAGCGAAAGGGGAAGCAAGGUUGUAG
Molecule: messenger RNA, 2643 nt
Organism: Fonsecaea pedrosoi CBS 271.37
Lineage: Eukaryota; Fungi; Ascomycota; Eurotiomycetes; Chaetothyriales; Herpotrichiellaceae
Exons: 9
Coding region: 1-2643 (880 amino acids)
Molecular function (GO): CoA-ligase activity; oxidoreductase activity
Source: RefSeq, a predicted model, not a curated record